Molecule: messenger RNA, 2363 nt
Organism: Chanos chanos (milkfish)
Lineage: Eukaryota; Metazoa; Chordata; Actinopteri; Gonorynchiformes; Chanidae
Product: transcription termination factor 1-like
Exons: 10
Coding region: 1-2301 (766 amino acids)
Biological process (GO): termination of RNA polymerase I transcription
Cellular component (GO): nucleolus
Molecular function (GO): chromatin binding
Source: RefSeq, a predicted model, not a curated record
AUGUUAGAAGAAUACUCCGAGGUGACUGGAGAGGAGAUGCCAAGUAUGUCUCAGCACGAAAUACCUGCGGAGGCGUCACAGAAGAAAACGAACUCAAACAAGCAAGGGGAGGGUGAAAUAAAUGGGUGGACUGUGGAAGUUCCCAUUCAAGGUGCACCAGCGGACGAAACCCCAAGAAAAAGAAAAAAGAAAAAACGGAAAGAGAUGGAGAUGGAUGAAUCCAUCAUGGAAUCCUCUACUCUGGAUGUAGCAAUAGAGGAGACGGCAAGAAAAAAAAAGAAAAAACAGAAAGAGAAGGAAAGAGACAAGUCCUGCGUGGAAUUCCUUACUGAACAUGCACCAAUAGAGGAGACGCAGAAGAAAAAGAAGAAAAAACGGAGAGAGACAGAAACAAAUGAAUCCAUCAUGGAAUCCUCUACUCAGGACGCGGCAAUAGAGGAGACGCCAAGAAAAAAAAAGAAGAAAAAACGGAAAGAGCGGGAAACGGAAGAGUUCGCUGUGGAACCCACUACUGAAGAAGUACCAAUAGAGGGGGUGCAGAGAAAAAAAAAGAAAGAACAGAAAGAGAUGGAAACAGAUGAAUCCAUCGUGGAAUCUUCUACUCAGGAUACGCCAAGAAAAAAAAAGAAAAAACAGAAAGACACGCAUACAGACUCGUCCUCCAUGGAAUUCCUCACUCAACAUUCACCAAAAGAGGAGACGCAGAGGGAAAAGCAGAAGGAGACAGAAACAGACGAGUCCACCGUAGGAUUCUUUACUCAAGAUGCACUGAUAGAAGAGACACCAAGAAAAAGGAACGGAAUGAAUGACUCCACCAAGGAGCCUACUAUUCAAGAAACGAAAUCGGAGGAGACCGCCACUGAAAAGGAUGCAAACAGCUCUGCUGUGGAAGCUACUGUUCAAGAAGGACAAAGAGUAAAGACCUCCCCACUAAAGAAUGAAGAGAGAGAAGUAAGAGUCUCAUAUAACAUCGUUCCCAAGACGCUUGACACGUCAGGCAAAAAGGCAAAUGGAGAACGAACAGAAACCAGGACAACAUGCACCAGUAGAGAAGACACCACAGGGAAAAAGGCAAAUCGAGAGCAACAGCAACGCAAACAGAAGAGGGACGAGAAAGAACUGAACAUGAUGAAACAGCUGGAUGAACUGAAGGAAUUUGUUCCCAAUGCAGAACUCAAAUUUUCUCAAAAGAUCGGAACUGUGUUAACGUAUGACUUGCCUAGAUUUAAAGAGUUCAAAAGGAAAGGCAUCCCUCUGCGCAGCGGCCGCUUUUCCAAGCAAGAGAACAAGAGGUUAAUCGAGAACGUCAAAGACUUCAUGGCUCUCACAGGAAUCGACAACGCAGUCAAGCUCUUCUAUCCUUCACGUUUCCCAGAGGAGGAGAGCAGCUUAAGGAAGGCAAAGAGGGACAACAGGUUCUUGGAACGAAUUUCUGAAGGAAUCCCACGAUCCUGUCAUGACAUUUACAAGCGUGGGAGAAACUUAUUUGACGACAGAGGCUACAUGGGCGAGUUUACAGAAGAAGAAGUUCGAUCCCUUUGUAAACUGCACAGUUUGCAUGGGAAUGACUGGAAGAAGAUCAGUGACUUGACUGGCAGAAGUCCUGCUGCAUUGGCGAAGCGUUUUUCUCAGCUCAUAAGCAGGACAGGCCGUUGGAGUGAAGGAGAAGACCAGACACUUUUGCACGCUGUUCGUGAUCACAUCAUCAGCAAACUGGAUCCCGAAGCCCAAAAAAACCCUGGAACAGCCAGGGUCAGCCGCACGGACCUCUACUCCAACCUUCCCUGGUCACAUUUGGCAGAAAAAGUAAAAACUCGCACCUGGAUUCAGUGUCGGAGGAGAUGGAUGUCAAUUGUGAAGUCCAAAAUGUCACCUGAUGCUGUUAAGGACCUUAAGCAGAUUAGAAAAUGGAAAAUCCAACUCAUUAAAGCGAUGUAUCAAAUGAAUCCUCAAGACCGUGCAGAUGUGAAUUGGGAGGAUCUCGCACACACUAUGGGGAAUCUCCCUCCAGCCUAUUUGCAAGAGCGUUUCCAGAAACUUAAGAGUUGUUAUGUCCCCAAUUGGCAAACAAAAUCUUUUGGCGAAAUCAUUGAUUUCCUACAUGAUAGAGUUUUGCCUGUACUGGAAGGGGAAGUAACCCUGGAUUGCACCAUAAGCGGCUCAGAAAGUAACAGUGACAGUACCCAACAAGACACUUUCCUCUUCUCUGACAUCUUUGGUCAUGAAGAUGGUGUGGACAGGGAGAAAGAUGAUGAUGAUGAAGAUGAAGAUGAUGAUGAUGAUGACAAAGAAGAAAUAUGAAAAGAGAGUUUGAUGAGAGGGGGUAUCCAGAGCUAAAAACCUGCAGUAAAACUUGCAAAGAC